This is a messenger RNA of Schistosoma spindalis, 840 nucleotides long. Lineage: Eukaryota; Metazoa; Platyhelminthes; Trematoda; Strigeidida; Schistosomatidae. The record is from the annotation of a GenBank genome assembly.
AUAGUUUACGCUUUGGCAAUCCACAUAUUGCAAAAGAUGCAAUAUGUCACAAGGUUGUUUUCACACCAGUCACCAUAUUGUAUUAUCAAAAACGUCAAGUCGAUGCAACUGGGAACUCGAGCGGAAACUCUACUCUGGGUGUACAAGCGAGUUCAGAAAUACAACUCGUGUCACCCAAUGCAACAGAACUUAAUCAGACGGAAUUCAACAACAUUCUCGUUACAGGAUACAAUCAAGCGAAUUCGAGCAGUGAAUUACAAGUUUCCAAUGUAGAAACUAGCGUUGUUAUACCAGAUUCCACAACAAUGGUCCAAGCUACACAGACCAGUAUACAAACUCAGUUUGAAGAGUUCACUACCAACCAACACUUCACCAGCACGGAAUUACAAACCUCAACAGAAUUAUCCAAGUUUUCGUCAUUAGCUCCCGUCUUCGAAGUAAAAGGAGUGUUGUAUAGCGAUAGAGGCGCGAAACCACACAUAUGGACUGAUGACUUGUUGAAUCCACUGACUGAAAUCUACAGAAACCUGUCACAAUCAUUCUGUCAAUUAGUUUUAGAUAGUUUACGUUUUGGCAAUCCACAUAUUGCAAAAGAUGCAAUAUGUCACAAGGUUGUUUUCACACCAGUCACCAUAUUGUAUUAUCAAAAACGUCAAGUCGAUGCAACUGGGAACUCGAGCGAAAACUCUACUCUGGGUGUACAAGCGAGUUCAGAAAUACAACUCGUGUCACCCAAUGCAACAGAACUUAAUCAGACGGAAUUCAACAACAUUCUCGUUACAGGAUACAAUCAAGUGAAUUCGAGCAGUGAAUUGCAUUUAUCCAAUGUAGAAACUAAUG